GGCGGAGAGGAAGCGUCAGUCGGCCGGACCGCGGACCUGUCUGCAUGUAGUCGGGCUCGCUCGCCCGCCCCCGGGAGCCACGGCCUCAUCGGCGGUAGCACCAGCGACGGAGAGCGCCAUCGGCGGGCCCUCGCGGCGCCCAGUCCUCGCGGCGCCCGCCCCUCUCGCCCUCGGAAUCGGCCCUACCCGCCGCCGGCGGAGGCGUGAGGAGACGACGGGCGAGCGCCGCGAGCAGCGUUAGCCGCCGCAGCCUCCGGUCCUCCCUCCGCCUCCCCCCCCCCCCCGCUCCCCCUCCUCCCACUUCCCCGAGCUCCGCCGGGUCCCGGCCACGCUCGGAGCUGCCGCAGAAACAAAAGAAGGCCCCCGCGGCGGCGGCAGCGCCACCUCCGCCCGCGGCUCCUACCCGCUCCCGGCCCGGGGCAGCGGCUCCAGGGCGUCCGGCUCGCCCGCCUCAGGCUUCGGCCCGGCCCCACUGCGCCGGCGUCGCGCGCAGGCCCGGCUCCUGCCUCCUGCUCACGCAGGCAGAAAAAUAUGGCUCAAGAGACUAACCAGACCCCAGGGCCCAUGCUGUGUAGUACAGGAUGUGGCUUUUAUGGGAAUCCUAGGACAAAUGGAAUGUGUUCUGUUUGCUACAAAGAGCAUCUUCAGAGGCAGCAGAAUAGUGGCAGAAUGAGCCCAAUGGGGACAGCUAGUGGUUCCAACAGUCCUACCUCAGAUUCUGCAUCUGUGCAAAGAGCAGACGCUAGUUUAAACAACUGUGAAGGUGCUGCUGGCAGCACAUCUGAAAAAUCAAGAAAUGUGCCUGUGGCUGCCUUGCCUGUAACUCAGCAAAUGACAGAAAUGAGCAUUUCAAGAGAGGACAAAAUAACUACCCCGAAAACAGAGGUGUCAGAGCCAGUUGUCACUCAGCCCAGUUCAUCAGUUUCUCAACCCAGUACUUCUCAAAGUGAAGAAAAAGCUCCUGAGUUACCCAAACCAAAGAAGAAUAGAUGUUUCAUGUGCAGAAAGAAAGUUGGCCUUACAGGGUUUGACUGCCGAUGUGGAAAUUUGUUUUGUGGACUUCACCGUUACUCUGACAAGCACAACUGUCCGUAUGAUUACAAAGCAGAAGCUGCAGCAAAAAUCAGAAAAGAGAAUCCAGUUGUUGUGGCUGAAAAAAUCCAGAGAAUAUAAAUUACUACUUGUGAAGAGACUGAAACUUUGUUUUUAUUUUAAUAUAUCGUAGGAAAACAUUAAAGAGCAGAUGCAUGGCCAUUUUCCUUU
Messenger RNA from Eptesicus fuscus (big brown bat), 1263 nucleotides. RefSeq names its product zinc finger AN1-type containing 5 (gene ZFAND5). The record is from RefSeq and is a predicted model, not a curated record. The transcript is spliced from 6 exons. Gene Ontology annotation, molecular function: zinc ion binding; DNA binding. The coding region runs from base 532 to 1173 and encodes 213 amino acids. NCBI's taxonomy places the organism in Eukaryota, Metazoa, Chordata, Mammalia, Chiroptera, Vespertilionidae.